This is a messenger RNA of Trypanosoma rangeli, 444 nucleotides long. RefSeq names its product UDP-Gal or UDP-GlcNAc-dependent glycosyltransferase. The annotation marks the transcript as partial. NCBI's taxonomy places the organism in Eukaryota, Euglenozoa, Kinetoplastea, Trypanosomatida, Trypanosomatidae. The record is from RefSeq and is a predicted model, not a curated record. The transcript has a single exon.
AUGGCGCGGCUCGAAAAAAGGUUUGCCUCAGUCGUUGGCAUCUGCUUCCUCAUGCUUCUGUUUGCGCUGUUUGAAGUUCAACCCCUUGACAUCGGCCCUGGGUUGGAUUCGAAGGGUGCCCCGCACAUCAGCCCUAGCCAACCGUCUGGAGGCGUCUCCUGCACUUCGGAUGACGAGGCGCUGCGACAUGUUCCUCGCAGUGUUGUGGAGACGUGGAAGGAGCGGAAGUUUCUCAUUGUUCUUGGCAUUCCAUCAGUGGAUAUCGAGGCGAGGCGGAGGCGGCGCAACCUGCAGCGGUCGACGUGCUGGCGAUUCCCCGAUGUGGCGACGCGGGCGAACGAGUUCCGCGGUGCGAUGCUUGUGCUCUACUUGCUCGCGCGGCACUCGUCAAACGGCUACAACUACUCUGCCGCGCUGCAGGCGGAGGCGGAGUGGUGGAACGAC